AAAAAUUUCCCUUCUUACGAAAAAACAAAAGCGAUAUAGUUAAUGUAAAUCCAAUUAAUCUUAUUUUAGCUAAACAUGGAAUUACUUCGAAUAAAUUGAGGAAGAUAGGAGCAGAUCAUGCUAGCAGGAUUUAUGGAGGUAGGAACGAUUCUCACUACCAAUAUUUACGAAAGUUGGCUUGCAGACAAGUAGUAGGUCAUCAUAAAUCAGUAGAAAGUUAUGGCGUAAUGAAUGACCUACUUCUCGUAAUUGUUCGAAAGUAUUUCUAA
Funneliformis geosporum is the source of this 269-nucleotide messenger RNA. The record is from the annotation of a GenBank genome assembly. Lineage: Eukaryota; Fungi; Glomeromycota; Glomeromycetes; Glomerales; Glomeraceae.